AGCAAUUAAUCUGCAGAAAAACAGUUUUGAGCUCAAAAAGCCGCAGUAUGCAAAUCAGGGAGCCUGCUCUUUCACGAUUCGGUUCCCAACGCCAAAAAGAUCAACUCUUAAAGAGCCGUUCGUUCGCGAAUAAUCCAUCACCAGGAAGAAGACAAUUAAUAUGGCAGCAGGUAGCUCCUGCACGAUAGUGGAAUAUUUUGGGGGCGAUGACGGCUACCGGUGUGGUUAUUGUAAAAAUGAGAAGGGUAACUUCUCUCAUGGGAUGUGGUCCCAUGCCAUGACAGUACAAGACUACCAGGAUCUCAUAGACAGAGGAUGGAGACGAAGUGGGAAGUAUGUUUACAAGCCCAUCAUGAACAAGACCUGCUGUCCACAGUACACCAUCAGGUGUCAUGCCUUGAACUUUCAGCCAUCUAAAACCCACAAGAAGAUCCUGAAGAAGAUGAGCAAGUUUCUGUCUAAAGGGGAGAUGCCAACGGAACAAGGCGAUGGGGAGCCCAUGGACUCGCUGUGUGAGGAGGGAGGACUGCACGGCCCUGUUAAAGUCUGUCACUCUGAGGUGGCGAGUCCUGUGGUCACAGCCAUUCUGACUGAGGAGGGCGACACCACACCAGCCGAGUUUGAAACCGCUAGAAAAGACCCAGUGUCUGUUCCAGACGGGAGAGGACCAGAAACAACCCCCAAACCGGGGGUAGGAGCGGACCCCGGCAGGCCGUUGUGUAGGAAAGCCAAAGAACUGAGGAAGGCUCGCCGGCUGCAGAAGGAGCAGAAGAGACAGGUGGGGGGUGGAGUCCUGGCCUCUGCGACCUCUAACCCCGCCACGCCAGUCCAGCUCAACCAACCCAAAGCCCUGGAGGAGUUCAUCAACGAAUCUCUGCCCGAUAGUCCUCUGCACCGUCUCGAGGUGAGGCUAGUGCGCUCCAACCCCCCCAGUUCACAGUUCAAAGCCUCUUUCGACGCCUCCUACCAGGUGUACAAACUCUACCAGAUGGCCAUUCACCACGACCCUCCAGACAAGCCCACCGAGAGCCAGGUGAGGCUAGUGCCCGUCAAUGAUGAUGAUCCUCAGUUCAUGGCGACCUAUGAGCAGUCGGCAGCGCUGUACGCACGCUACCAGAUGGCCGUUCACGGCGACACCCCUUCCGAGUGUAACGAGAGUGAGUUCAGGAGAUUUCUCUGUGACUCACCACUUGAGAUGGAGACUCCUCCGGAUGGACCAGCGGCAGGCUACGGUUCCUUCCACCAACAGUACUGGCUGGAUGGCCGCAUCGUGGCAGUGGGAGUAGUGGACAUCCUGCCAACCUGCGUGUCCUCUGUCUACCUGUACUACCACCCUGACUUCGCCUCUCUGUCGCUGGGCUCCUACUCUGCACUCAGGGAGGUUGCCUUCACCAGGCAGCUGCAGAAACAGUCCCCCAAGCUGUGCUUCUACUACCUGGGCUUCUACAUCCACUCCUGCAACAAGAUGCGAUACAAGGGGCAGUACCAGCCUUCAGACCUCCUGUGCCCAGAGACAUAUGUCUUUGUGCCCAUAGAAUGCUGCAUCCCCAGCCUGGAGCAGACCCACUACGCACGCUUCAACCAGGACCCCGACGCAGGUGACACACACGUACUGAAGGACCUGGGUCGUGCUCUGGUGCUGUACAGACGGACGGUCAUGCCCUACGCCGCCUACGCCCGCAAACGCAAGGGCUCCAACGACGAGAUGGAGGUGGCGCAGUACGCUGGCCUGGUGGGCCAGCUCUGUGCUGAGAGGAUCCUGCUAUACCGGGCGUAACCCACUGGGGGCACCACCGCCACCCUGCACCUUGAUCCGCUCAUGUGUCUCUGUCUGUCCCGCUGUCUUUGUAAGUGCUUUCCACUGCUUCACUCUACAAUAGCCUCACCAAGUUUAGCUCUACUACACAUAGGCCGAACCAACACAUUCAAGUAUGUACCUGCUUUCAGAAAGAAUUCACGUCCCUUCACUUUUUUCACAUUCUGUUGUGUUACAGCCUGUAUUUUAAAUGGAUUAAAUUGAGAUUGUGUCACUGGCCUAAACAUAAUACCCCAGAAUGGAAUUAUGUUUUUAGAAAUGUUUACAAAUGAAUUAAAAAUGAAAGCUGAAAUGUCUUGAGUAUUCAACCCCUUUGUUAUAGCAAGUCUAAAUAAGUUUAGAAGUAGAAAUGGGCAUAACAAGUCACAUACUAAUUUGCAUAGACUCUGUGUGCAAUAAUAGUGUUUAACACUAGAACCACUGGGCCUGGAGGGACCAAUUUUCAAGCUAAUGAGCAAUCAGUCUGACUGCAACAUUCUAACAGUAUAAUUAAUACAUUUCAUAUACAGUACGCUAUCGCAAAAAUAAUAAUUUUGGUUGCCUUUAAGAAGGCUUUGGGUUUAAAAAAAAACACAAUAGCAUUUUGAUUAGUUUGUUACUGUAGGACAGUCAAGAUCACUUUCGCAGCCAAAAAGCAAGCGGUGAUCUACUGCUCAGAAUUUUCUUAAAACAUAACUUAAGAAAUGAACCUAAUAAAAACAGUUGUGUAGGAAUGAAGCCUGUGCAGUAGGUCUAGUACAUUAUCACAGCAUAUUGGCUAUAUGCCUGGCCUGCCAAUAUUGUUCUUCUCAGACCAUAUUAUAUUUCAAAACUCAAGCAUUGAUAACAAAAUUAAUCAGUUGAUGUAGCAAGGCACAUCUGAGCAUGAAUUUAAAUAUAUUUUUCAAAUAAUUCGCUUUUUUAUUGUACCAAAAGUAUGUGGACACCUGCUCAUCGACCAUCUCAUUCCAAAAUAAUGGGGAUUAAUAUGAAGUUGGUCCCCACUUUGCGGCUAUAAUAGCCUCCACUAUUCAGGGAAGGCCUUCCACUAGAUGUUGGAACAUUGCUGUGAGGACUUUCUUACAUUCAGCCACAAGAUAAUUAGUGAGGUCAGGCACUGAUGUUGGGUGGUUAGGACUGGCUCUCAGUCGGCGUUCCAAUUCAUCCCAAAGGUGUUCGAUGGGGUUGAGGUCAGGGCUCUGUGCAGGCCAGUCAAGUUCUUCCACACCGAUCUCGACAAACCAUUUCUGUAUGGACCUUGCUUUGUGCAUGGGGGCAUUGUCAUUCUGAAACAGGAACGGGCCUACCCCAAACUGUUGCCACAAAGUUGCCAGCACAGAAUCGUUGAGAAUGUCAUUGUAUGCUGUAGCGUUAGGAUUAUUCUUCACUGGACCUAGGCGGACCAUGAAAAACAUUAUUCCUCCACCAAACUUUAGUUGGCACUAUGGAUUUAGGCAGCUAAUGUUCUCCUGGCAUCCACAAAAAUCCAGAUUAAUUUGUCAAACUGCCAGAUGGUGAAGCGUGAUUCAUCACUCCAGAGAACGCUUUUCCACUGCUCCAGAGUCCAAUAGCAGCGAGUUUUACCACUUCAGCCGACGCCUGUUAUUGCGCAUGGUGAUCUUAGGCUUGUGUGGAAACCGUUCUUGUGCUGACGUUGCUUCCAGAGGCAGUUUGGAACUCAGUAGUGAGUGUUGCAACCAAGUACAGGCGAUUUUUACGUGCUUCAGCACUCGGCCGUCCCGUUCUGUGAGCUUGUGUGGCCUACCAUUUCACGGCUGAGCUUUUGUUGCUCCUAGAUGUUUCCACUUCACAAUAACAGCAUUUACAGUUGACCAGGGACAGAAAUUUGAUGAACUGACUUGUUGGAAAGGUGACAUCCUAUGACGGUGCCAGGUUGAAAGUCACUGAGCUCUUUAGUAAGGCCAUUUUACUGUCAAUGUUUGUGUGCUCGAUUUUAUACACUUGUCACCAACGGGUGUGGCUGAAAUAGCCAAAUCCACUAAUUUGAAGGGGUGUCCACAUACUUCUGUAUAUAUAGUGUGCCUGCAUCUAAUUGUAAUGGUGCUUUCAAGACUCUUGGAACUCUGAAAAAACAGGGCAAAUCAUGACGUCAUUUAACUUCAAGUCGGAAAGUCGGCUCUAGAAAGUUGCCAGGUGUAAGACCAGUCGGAUCUCUUUUUUAUUUUUUAUUAUAUAUAUAUAUUUAUUUAUUUAUAUAUAUAUAUAUUCAGUUGAAGUCAGAAGUUUACAGACAGAGCUGGUGUAACUGGGUAUGGUUUGUAAAGCCUCCUUGUUCGCUCACUCUUUUUCAGUUCUGCCCACACAUUUUCUAUAGGAUUGUGGUCAGGGGCUUUGUGAUGGCCACUCCAAUACCUUGACUUUGUUGUCCUUAAGCCAUUUUGCCACAACUUUGGAAGUAUGCUUGGGGUCAUUAUUCAUUUGGAAGAACCAUUUGCGACCAAGCUUUAACUUCCUGAGUGUUGUCUUGAGAUGUUGCUUCAAUAUAGCCACAUAAUUUUCAUUCCUCAUGAUGCCAUCUAUUUUGUGAAGACCACCAGUCCCUCCUGCAGCAAAGCACCCCCACAACAUGAUGCUGCCACUCCGUGCUUCAUGGUUGGGAUGGUGUUCUUCGGCUUGCAAGCAUCCUCCAAACGAUGGUAAUUAUGGCCGAACAGUUCUAUUUUUGUUUCAUCAGACUAGAGGACAUUUCCCCAAAAAGUACGAUGUGCAGUUGCAAACUGUAGUCUGGCUUUUUUUUAUGGCAGUUUUGGAGCAGUGGCUUCUUCCUUGCUGAGUGGCCUUUCAGGUUAUGUUGAUAUAGGGCUCGUUUUACUGUGGAUAUAGAUACUUUUGUACCUGUUUCCUCCAGCAUCUUCACAAGGUCCUUUGCUGUUCUUGGAUUGAUUUGCACUUUUCGUACCAAAGUACGUUAAUCUCUAGGAGACAGAAUGCUGUCUCCUUCCUGAGCGGUAUGGCGGCUGCGUACUAUUGUUUGUACAGAUGAACGUGGUACCUUCAAGCGUUUAGAAAUUGCUCCCAAGGAUGAACCAGACUUGUGGAGUUCUACUAUUUUUUUCUCUGAGGUCUUGGUUGAUUUAUUUUUAUUUUCCCAUGAUGUCAAGUAAAGAGGCACUGAGUUUGAAGGUAGGCCUUGAAAUACAUCCACAGGUACAAUUGACUCAAAUUAUGUCAAUUGGCCUAUCAGAAUCUUCUAAAGCCAUUACAUAAUUUUCUGGAAUUUUCCAAGCUGUUUAAAGGCACAGUCAACUUAGUAUAUGUAAACUUCUGACCCACUGGAAUUGUGAUACAGUGAAUUAUAGGUGAAAUAAUCUGUCUGUAAACAAUUGUUGGAAAAAUUACUUGUAGAUUACAAAGUACAUGGCCUAACCGACUUGCCAAAACUAUAGUUUGUUAACAAGAAAUGUGUGGAGUGGUUGAAAAACGAGUUUUAAUGACUCCAACUGUGUUUGUUUUUUUAGGAGUUCCCAGUUGUCUUGAACAUGGAAUCAGUCUCAGUGGAGGGAAGGAGAUAGCGUUCCUCCGAUGAAACUGACCAUUUAGAGGGGUCACAGUCUUCCACUUGAUUGUGCCUCGGGCACAAAUUCAAAUUCCAGAAAAAGUUAAAUACUCUGCGAUAGUAAAAUGGACAACGAGCUGCUAAUAAUUAUAAAACGCAGGGCUAUCGAUACACUUGACUACUCAUUCAAUGCAGCUGCAGUGCGAGUGGAAGUAGAGAGAAGUGUGCUUUGUUUUGAAAUAGUGUUGAAUUAAAACAGUGUUGACAGUGCUGAAUAAAACUUCGACAUGAACUCACUCAUAAAAACAGCAGCUAUUUGCUGUAUUCUUUGACAGUAUCUCUAAUGGUAACGGUUUUAAAAGUUAUAAAAUCUUACCUAAGCUAGUAUCAGUCUUUGCUGUGGCUGGGGUCGUGGAAGCUGUAGGUAGGCACAGUGAUUUGAGCUAUCUGAUUGGCCAGCGCAGUAGGCGCACUCGAUUUAGCCACAGGUCUCCAGGUCUGCCGGGUAGGCAAAGUUUGUCUUUUCAGACAAAUUCAAUGAUUCCAAAUGGAUACAUUUUGCCUACCUGGUGCGCAAGGGCUUCUGAAAAAAAGAGGCAUCUACCGCCAACAGCACACAAAAAAAACACAUGCCUCUGACUAUCGUUGGCUCCUACAGAAAUGUUUGGUGAUCGAUUAACACGCUGACCAGACCGGACACGUCGGGUGCGCGAGCAUCGCAAAAUACAUUUUGAAAUCCGGGUUAUUCAAUUAUUGCACCCACACUGCUUGCGUGCGCCAAAGAGCGUCUGCGAUGCCAAGGGCUAAAAUAGAACUCCUUUCUAUUUCUGACGCAGAUCGCGCUGAAAGUCCUGCCUCUCCCAUUUCCUCAUUGGUUAUUCCGACGUGGGUGAUUGAAAGAUGAACUUUGUUGCCGGUUGUCGUGGUAAUACUAUGAAAGUGAUCACCAUAUAAGUUCAAAGAUGAAAAACCCUGGAAGGAGGAGAGAUGACUAGAAACAAUUCGGUUGGUCGUUUUAUGUGUGGAUUAAUUGUCGAAGUAGAGGUCCUUGUGCAUUACAGGUAAAAUAACGACUCAAUGUUUAUAUCCCAUGACAAAUUAGCUAGCAACAGCAAGCUAGCUAAAUAGGACAAAUUAACACAUACAAUGAAUUAUCUGUAAGGUCCCUCAGUCGAGCAGUGAAUUUCAAACACAGUUUCAACCGCAAAGACCAGGGAGGUUUUCCAAUGCCUCGCAAAGAGCAUCCCUUUAAACAUGGUGAAGUUAUUAAUUACACUUUGGAUGGUGUAUCAAUACACACAAAAAUACAGGCCUCCUUCCUAACUUUAGUUGUCGGAAAGGAAAGAAACCACUCAGGGAUUUCACCAUAAGGCGAAUGGUGACUUAAACUACUUGUUUUAAAGACCUGUGAUAGAAGACUGAAGAUGGAUCAGCAACGUAGUUUCUGCACAAUACUAACCUAAAUGAAGGAAGCCUGUACAGAAUAAAAAUAAUCCAAAACAUGCAUUCUGUUUGCAAUAAGGCACUAAAGUAAAACUGCAAAGAAUGUGGCACAAAAAUGCACUUUGUCCUGAGUACAAAGUGUCAUGUUUGGAACAAAUCCAACACAACACAUCACUAAUUACCACUUCAUAUUUCCAAGCAUGGUGGUGGCUGCAUCAUGUUAUGGGUAUGCUUGUCAUCGGCAAGGACUAGGGAUUUUUUGAGGGGGGGUAAAAAAAAUUAAUGGAAUAGAGCUAAGCACAGGCACAAUCCUAGAGGAAAACCUGGUUUAGUGUGCUUUUCAACAGACACUGGGAGACACUCACCUUUCAUCAGGACAAUAUCAAAUCAAAAUGCAUUAGUCACAUGCGCCGAAUAUUAAACAUUAAACACAAGGUCAAACACACUGGAGGUGCUUACCAAGACUACAUUGAAUAUUUCUGAGUGGCUUAGUUACAGUUUUGACUUAAAUUGUCUUGAAAACGGCUGUCUAGCAAUGAUCAACAACCAACUUGACAGAGCUUGAAGAAUUAGAAAAAUAAUAUGCAAAUAUUGUACAAUCCAGUGUGCAAAACUCUUAGACUUACCCAGAAAUACUCACAACCUUAAUAGCUGCCAAGGGUGAUUCUAAACAUGUAUUGACUCGGGUGUGAAUACUUAUGUAAAUUAGACAUUUCUGUGUUUCAUUUUCACUACAUUUGCAAAAAUGUCUAAAAAGAUGUUUAUACUUACUAUACGUUAUGGGUUGAGAGAUGGAUGGAUGAGAGAGAGAGAAACAUAUUUAAUCCAUUUUGAAUUCCAGCUGUAAUGCAAUAAAAUGUGAAAUAAAUCUAAAAGUAUGAAUGCUUUCUGAAGGCAUAUUGCACUCACCUGGCGGCCUCGUCUAUGAUAUUAUAUCUGAAUCACGUUUAAUAGAUGCCAGUUUUAUCCAUAAUAUGCAAGGUUUCAGUUUAACAAAGUAUGUUGUCUAUUUAGUUGUGAACUAUCAAUCCAGUUGAUUAAGACUCAGAAAUCUUGGUUACAGGGAACAUUAAUGUCAGUGUAAUUUUGAUUUCAUAAUGUUUGACUUUCACCCCACGGAAAGCAGCAGUAGCCAUCACCUUCACCCUAACCCAGCACAAGGCAUGGUUCUCCUCUGUACUGAUAUGGGAUCAGACUAUUUACUGAUCUAGAAUCAGUGAAGUUGAGGAGAAUCUGAAAGUUGCUGCUUCACUCUGAGGAUUGGGCUCAUACACGCCACACCCACAAACCACACUGAAAUAAACAUGAUCUGGUUGUAUUCCUGUGAUGCAAACAUUUGUGUGUGUGUGUGUGCUGUAUGCUUGUUUGUCUGUCACUGAUAUUUAUAGCUUUAUUUGCUCUUUUAUUAUUGAUACUAUUAUUUUGUUUCAAAACAAAUAAAGGGAUGAAAUAUCCAAAUACUUA
Oncorhynchus keta (chum salmon) is the source of this 8219-nucleotide messenger RNA. Its product is annotated as arginyl-tRNA--protein transferase 1-like. Gene Ontology annotation, molecular function: arginyl-tRNA--protein transferase activity. Gene Ontology annotation, biological process: protein arginylation. The transcript is spliced from 13 exons. Bases 161 to 1777 code for a protein of 538 amino acids. Lineage: Eukaryota; Metazoa; Chordata; Actinopteri; Salmoniformes; Salmonidae. The record is from RefSeq and is a predicted model, not a curated record. Gene Ontology annotation, cellular component: cytoplasm.